Copidosoma floridanum is the source of this 4906-nucleotide messenger RNA. RefSeq names its product syntaxin 1A (gene Syx1A). Gene Ontology annotation, biological process: intracellular protein transport; exocytosis; vesicle fusion. Gene Ontology annotation, cellular component: endomembrane system; SNARE complex; plasma membrane. The record is from RefSeq and is a predicted model, not a curated record. Gene Ontology annotation, molecular function: SNAP receptor activity; SNARE binding. Lineage: Eukaryota; Metazoa; Arthropoda; Insecta; Hymenoptera; Encyrtidae.
UAGGUCUCUGUCGUCUGUAACUCGUACAUAUACAUACACAUAUAUAUAUACAUAUAUACCUGUGUAUAUAUAUAUAUCUUUAAAGCGGAGAGAGCCGCGUAUCGAUUUUUACGAUCGUGUGUGUCACACUGGGUGUGAGAGUGCGUGCUGUGUGCGCGUCGUCGUCGCCGUCGUUUACGUUGUCCGGCCUCCUCGUUAUCUCCGGGAGAUAUAAAACCAGAGGACACGGACGUUUUGCUAUUUAGUUGUUGCAUAUUACACACGAACGACAGUCGACUGGUGUUUCCUCGCGCGCGCGCGCAACUCACAAGUGUGUCAGUGUAUACCUCUCUGUGCAAUAUACGUGCUGUUUGUGUGUGAUAAGUAUUGGUCGUGUGUCUCUGUUCUUUGCUCCGCUGCUGGCUGAUAUAGCGCUGCUCCUCCUCAUCGCCGUCGUCGCCGUCGGCCUGUGCUGAAAAAAAAAAAAAAAAAAAAAAAAAAAAAAAAAAAGAAAGGGUGAGGAAAGUGCAGCGGUGCGCCCACACAUAGAGCCGUCGUUGUUUCUGCAUGGAGGGCCCCGCAGCUGCCGACGGACGGUGAAUGGGACUGGCCCUCAGCGGCGGCAGCAGCAGCGCUGACCUCCUCUUCGCCCAGGCAGGGGAGCACCAGCAGCAGAGUCAGUAAGAGCUUCGUCACCCUCGCGCCGCCCUCGCACCAACACUCACAAUGACGAAGGACAGAUUGGCGGCCCUCGUCGCGGCCCAGUCGGACGAUGACGACGUGGCGGACGAUGUGUCCGUCACUAUGCCCGAGGAUGGACACAUGAGCGAGUUUUUCUCGGAGGUGGAAGAGAUACGAGAGAUGAUAGACAAGAUCCAGGCGAACGUCGAGGAGGUGAAGAAAAAGCACAGCGCCAUCCUGUCCGCGCCUCAGACCGACGAAAAGGUCAAAAUGGAACUCGAGGACUUGAUGGCCGACAUCAAGAAAACUGCUAAUAAAACCAGAGCCAAGUUAAAGGUGAUAGAGCAAAACAUCGAGCAAGACGAGCACACGAACAAAUCCUCGGCGGAUCUGAGGAUACGCAAGACCCAACACUCGACGUUAUCCAGGAAGUUCGUCGAGGUCAUGACGGAGUACAAUCGGACACAGACCGAUUACAGGGAACGGUGUAAGGGCAGGAUACAACGACAGCUGGAAAUCAGUAAGUUUACUCCUUCUACGUCUAUCAAUUGAAUCGAGUAGGUAUUACAAUUGCGAUGACGCGUCAUGUAAUUGCAGAUAAUCAUGGAAACGCAACAAGCCAAACAAACUCUAGCAGAUAUCGAAGCGCGUCACGCCGAUAUCAUUAAAUUGGAAAACUCCAUUAGGGAACUCCAUGACAUGUUCAUGGAUAUGGCCAUGCUCGUGGAGAGUCAGGGCGAGAUGAUAGAUCGCAUAGAGUACCACGUGGAGCACGCGGUCGACUAUGUGCAAACGGCCACGCAGGACACCAAAAAAGCACUCAAGUACCAAAGCAAAGCCCGACGGAAGAAGAUCAUGAUUUUGAUCUGUUUGACUGUCCUCGCCUUAAUUGCCGGCACCACUGUCAUGUCAUACUUGGGCCUGUGAAUUCCCCGUAUCAGGAGAACCCGGAAGCGCAGUCGUAGCGCGUGUGCGGUUUUUGGCGAACGUGUCAAGAAUCCCGUUCGACGGCGCCGCGCCAACGCCCACGACAAGCAGCUGCGCGUGCAAAGUGUGUAUACACCGCGACGACGAACAGAGCAAAAACAAAACAAAACAAAAAAAAAACAAAAAAAAUGAAGUAUACUUAGCAAGAGACCAAAGCCAAAAUGAUGAUACCUCGUUUGUUGUUGCGAGAGGACUGUGCUGUAUAUCGGGAUAACCGGAGUCGUGCAAGUGAGCCAUUGGCGGUCAAUCGCGAUUUGAAAAAAUAAAAUCAAUCUUAGAAACCGUAGCGUGCAUAUACAAACAGCCAUAAAAUCCUACGUAAUAUGUUAACGACAACAGCUCACUCGUGCGCCCAUGGGUGUAUCAUGCGACAGACUUGUGUCGAUUACACGUCGAGUAGAGGGAGAGAGAGGAAGGGAGAUAAAACAAAGAAACAAACGGGCAAACGGUAAUAAUACGGUGGAGGUUGCCGCUGCAAUUUGUCAACUCGUUCGCUCGCCCUUUAUUGUAUACGCACGCACCAUACGAUGCUUACACUCACCUCCUCGGGAAUCGAACUUCUGCGCUAUACACACACACACUUGCGUAUAUAUAUAUACAUGUACGUAUAUUUAUUGUAUUCAUGCGCGCGCCUUCGCCCUUCCUCCCCCCGCGUACCCCCGUUUCUCUAUUAAUAACGUGCACACCCAUCCCAUCAGCCCCCCUUUGGCACGUACACACUUAUAUAUGUAUAUAUAUAUACCUGUGUACUCGGAACAAACACGGCCACCUACGUCACGGAGGAACCCCCGCGUUCCUUUGUGCCUCUCUCUCUUUUUCUCGGAAUGAAAAAUAUCAUUGAAAAACCAAAAAAAAAAAUGUGGCGAAACGAGAAGCCAGAGACGAAAGAAGGACGCCAUGCACGCGUGGUGAUAAUGAAUCGUACUUAUACCUGAGAGUAGUCCAGUUGUUGUACACAUUCCGGCAGGCCAUUAUUUGCUGGCUGAAAAACAACAGCGACGCGAACACCGAGACCCACACACCCACACAUUUAAAUAGGUAUAUACUUUUAGCCGUAAAGUUUCGUUUAUCGAGGGAAUAUUUUUUAUGGAGUAUUUAUUAAUUUAUUGUAGAUAGCAUCAUCAUCAUUAGGCUUAGGGUACAAAAGGCGAGCUGAGACGAGCGAGAGAAAUUGAAAUGAAAAAAUAAAUAAAUAUAUAUAAUAAUAAUAAUAAUAAUAUUAUGUAGUACGUAUGUACAAGAGAGGAAAGUCGAUGAAUACAAAAAAAAGAGUAGAGGGAUUAUGGCGUAUUCUGCUGCAGCAAUAAAUACUUAUUACUUUAAUUAAGUGGUGACGAGCGCGAAUCGAGGGAUGAGUGCGAGUGCGAGAUGAGAUUGUAAGCUUCGCGGCGAACGUGUGUGUGUACCGCUCUUUAUAUCAUAUAAAUAUCAUACAUUAUUAUAAAUUAAACAUAAUAUUACGCUGAAUAAUGGCAUAAAUUUUUUGUGUGCGCGCGAGAGAGUAAGAUAAUGUAAAAGGGGAUGAUUAGGUUGUUUGGCGUAAGCAGUAAAGGUGGAGAUUUGGAUUGCGUUGGCGAGUAAAGCCGAGUGAGUUAUUGCAUCAUAUUAUAUAUAUAUAUAUUAUACAUAUAUCGUAUAUGUAGGGAAUAUCGCGAGAGCGUUGCGAGUAAAAUUACAAUGUUAUUAAAAGAUUAAAGAAAUGAAAAGAAAAAAAAAACAAAAAAAAAACAAAAAAAAAACAUGUUUUCGUUUGAGAUAUUAUUAUAAAAAAUAUAUUAACGUUGCAAAAAGUAAGUAUUUACCAAAGAGGUUUACGCGCAGACGGGUGUUUUGCGAGGCAAUUCGUGCGUUAUUAAUCAUAUAUAAAAGAGACGAAGGAUAAAGGUAAGGGGGAAAAAAAAAUCAUUAAGUAACAACGCAGAUGAUGCAACGUUAUUCGUUCACACGUGAGAAAACUUGUGUUUUCGGGGAUGUAUAAUAAAAUAUGCUGGGGGAAAGAAUAGGAAAGAAAAAAAUAAGAAAGAGUUGAAAUAGUAUUAUUAUUUCGUUGUUAUUAUUAUGAAAACUCGAAAGCCCACGACCCUAUUGUAAUUGCACAGAAAGCGUAAUUGUUAGCUUAGUUGGCUACCAUUACUACAAUUAUUUUAUUAUGUGAUGUAAAUAAGAGCGACACGAGAGUCAUGAUGGAGUUGGUAAGCUCAGUUGUUUGCGUCGGGAAGAACAAUGUGUGGAGUGAGACGUUCAUCCAGUACGUGCAACGUCGAAGGCACUGGCCUAUCGGUUUUUCCUCGAGCAAAAAAUUGCCGCAACCUCACGUGUUCCACUUGUUUUCGCGAGCUCAUCGUAUUAGCGCGGCCGCGCUGAAAUCUGUGUUCAGAAACUUAUUUUUUACAAUGGACUCUUCAACAUAUACAUGCCAUUUCAAAGAGUGUGCCAUUACCUACUGCUGCCAUUUUCACGAUAAAUUAUUUACGUUGUCGCGAUAUUCUUUCAAGUAAAAUAAACAUAUUUUUUGAGUAGUACAAGUGUCGAUUACAAAAGACUGGAUGUGAACACGUAAUCACGAAUGGAGCCUCAGUGUCUUCGACGCGUUGCGUUCGUCUCACGCCUCGUAUAAAAAAUGUACGUGCUAUAGCAUAGUUGCUACAUCGGGAAGGUAUAAAAAUUACAUGAAUCGACAUCGGUCUAGCGUAUGACCGAAUAAUAGAAAUUACAAUCUUCGAGUCUGGGCAUGUCAAUGUGGUUGAAAGAAAAUAGAAAAAAAUUGUUUUUUUUUUUUUUUUUUUUUUUUUUUAAGCAAAUAGUUAAUCAACUGCUAUACUUACUCGUUGGGAAAGUUUGUCUCGUGGUCCACAUAGUCUGCAUUAAAAAGGCAAAGAGGAAAUGAAAAUGACGAGAGAUGCACUGCUGAUUUACGUAGCGAAUGAAAUAUGAUCAAAUUAUUACUACUUACUGCAACUCGGAAAGGUCGAUCGAGAUCUUUUUACUACAUGAGUAAGAACGUAUAAAUAUAUCAUAUAUAAACUUAAUUAAUUGCUGCUACUACUACUACUACUAUUACUACUAGUGUCCAGUCCUUCAAAGUUUCAUGGUUAUAUUGUAUAGUGACGUGUGGAUUUUUUAACGAAAUCUGCUAAUUUCCGACUUAAAACUUUUUCCCAUCGUCGCACGUAGAUUUUCAAUUUGACGUUUCAUAAGAGUAAGAAAGGAAGGACUAGGAUGAGAAAAAAAAAAAAAAGGAAAUACUUGAAUUAAUGAA